AUGUGGGUCGGGAUAGCAGAGGGGGUCAAAUGUCAACAACUGACUGCAGUGAAGGAUGAAGAGUCCAGUUUAGAAGGCAGCACCGUGACUCUGACCUACAAAUACUCCAAAGCUGCUGCUAUUGAUGACUAUUUCUUCUGGUAUCGACAGCAUCCAGGAAAACCUCCAGAGCUCCUCUUGUAUCACUAUGGAACACAAAAUGAAACAACAGCUGGACUGUCUGCUGCUGUGAGUGAUGAUAAAAAGCAAAUCAGUAUGAAGAUCUCCUCUGCUGCAGUGUCAGACUCUGCUGUGUACUACUGUGCUGUGAGGCCCACAGUGACAGGAAACACAGGUGUCAGCAGUGAAGAACUCACUCCAGUCAACACUGAAGAGUACAGUUUGGUAGAAAACACUGUUUCUUUGUCUUACAAGCCCUCAAAAGUUUCAACAGGAGAUUAUUUCUUCUGGUAUGGACAACAUCCAGGAAAACCUCCACAGCUUCUCAUCUCACACUCCAACUCAGGAACAAUCGUAAUUAAUGAAGAUCCCAGACUGAAGAUUCAAGUGGAGGGAAACCAAAUCACUAUGGAGAUCUCCUCUUCUGCAGUGACAGACUCUGCUGUGUACUACUGUGCUGUGAAGCCCACAGUGACAGGAAACAGCAAAACUCUGUACAAAAACCUGACAGCUCCUCACUGAGGAGGUACAAAACAUUCGCUGAACAUCAGCGCCAUCAAGUGCAUCCUAUUGGCUUCAGAUGAAACUGCUGAAAAUUCUGCUUCUGAAUCUCCAACCUCAGACACUGGGUCCUGAACAUUACUUUACUGGUACUGCCUUGAUAUGUGUCUUUAUGAUCUGCUUGAGAAUGAAGUUCAGUGUUGGAUUGCUGUCAGUGCUGGUAACUCAACCAGAAAUCCAAAUUUCCACUGGUUUUCUCAACAUCACACCUCAGUGUCUUUCUGAUGGACAUCACCCUUCCUCAUGUAAUUUAUGUCCAUUUUCUGAACCAUCAACUCAGUGUUGUUGCUCAGACUGGUCUUUGGUUGGUGACCUCAACAGACAGUAAGUAUGGUCAGCAGACGAGUCUGUGUUUCUUUAUUUGAUAGAAAUCUCUGCUUUUUUAAUGUAUUAUUUUUUAACCAUUUGAUUAUUAAAACUAUCUG
Messenger RNA from Amphiprion ocellaris (clown anemonefish), 1145 nucleotides. RefSeq lists its product as uncharacterized. The coding region runs from base 1 to 681 and encodes 226 amino acids. NCBI's taxonomy places the organism in Eukaryota, Metazoa, Chordata, Actinopteri, Pomacentridae. The record is from RefSeq and is a predicted model, not a curated record. The transcript has 3 exons.